UGUAUAAAACUGUAUGAGAAAUAUGCUUUAAAAUGAAAAUGUACUAACAACAUAUUAUCUCCACAUGCUCAUUUUUAAAAAGAAAUGAUAGCAUUAACAGGAAAUAAAGAUUAUCCCUUAUUUAUAUUAGGCCUGACUCCAACACUGGUAAUCAGAUUGACUGUUAAAUAGCUCUGCAAAUACUUUUCUUGUACUCAGUGGAAGUACUUAUGUAGGCAAAUACUGCUGGGCCCUGGCAAAACUGGGAGAAUCUGGGCUUCUCUGAUUCAAAGGUUUAUUAUUAACAAAACCCUCAGUUGCUCAAACCCCACAAAAUGAUUUCAACUGAACAGUCACACCACUAGUCGGAGAAAAGUACACAUGUGACAAAGAAGGAGAAUGAAAAAGCUUAUUGACAUGUUGAUACACAGCUGAUAAGGAAAACAAAAACCCACUUAAAAAAAUAACAGUUGAGUUUUAGUCGAAGUCAGAAGCAGCAUCUGGUCUCUUUUCUCUCCCAACAUCAAGAAGAUGUUUGCAACGAUGCUGAAGAUAUUUCCAAUUCUAGCCAUCCUUACAGGCCACGUCAGCGGCGUUGUGGUGACCGUCCCUGAGAAGACAGUGAAUGUCACUGCAGGUGGAAACGCAACCCUCCUCUGUACAUACACGAGUUCUGGACCGCUGGGAAAUUUCUUUAUUCAGUGGAGCUUUUACAGUGCCAAAGAGACACAACUGCAUACCCAUUCCCCGUGUCACGGUAUUCUGAGUAUGGAUGAAAAGUCAGUCAGUCAUUGUCAAAAGAUGGUGUAUGUGACAGAUGCACGGGGAAGAUGUAGCUGGAGACACAAGAUCUAUUAUUAUUCAGGAGGCCAGUCUGGCUCCUAUGGAGAGUUUAAGAACAGGAUAACAGCUGCAACAGGUCCAGGGAAUGCAUCAAUAACAAUCUCCAACAUGCAGCCCUCAGACACUGGUUUCUACACCUGUGAAGUUUUCAGCCCACAGGGUGACACUGGACAAAGUCAAAAAUCUGUGAUUGUCAGUGUGCUGGUCAAACCGUCAAAACCCUUCUGCAAAAUAGAAGGAACACCUGAAAAAGGCCAUCUAAUCUACCUCUUAUGCAAAUGUGAAGAAGGAUUGCCUCACCCUACCUACCACUGGUACAAAGUAGAUGAGAAUACCCUCAAGCCUGUGACUGAACAAUAUAAUCCGAACACUGGCAUUCUUUACAUUGGCAAUCUCACCACCUUUGAAACUGGGUAUUACCAGUGCAUAGCCAGCAACGCCCUGGGGAACAGUACCUGUGAGCUUGACCUAACUGCAAAACAUUCAGACAGUGGUAUUGUUGCUGGAGCAUUAAUUGGAGCAAUUCUGGCAGCUGCUCUCAUUUGCAUUAUCGUCUGGGUCUUAACCAAGAAGGCAAAGAAUAAGAAGUCAUCAAGUAAUGAGAUGCAAGAAAUGGCUCAUAAACAAUCCAAUGCAGAGUACGUUCAGGUACCUAAUGACGAAAACAUUCCUGUGACCACAGUUCCAUCAAGCAACGCGACAAAUGAAUACCCUAGUGUUAAUGAAACGGCAGCCUCUGGAACACCUGAAAAUGAUGAGAAGCAAGAAGUGGAAAAAGAAGAAAUAGCCUAG
Harpia harpyja (harpy eagle) is the source of this 1614-nucleotide messenger RNA. RefSeq names its product V-set and immunoglobulin domain containing 1 (gene VSIG1). Gene Ontology annotation, cellular component: plasma membrane. The record is from RefSeq and is a predicted model, not a curated record. Lineage: Eukaryota; Metazoa; Chordata; Aves; Accipitriformes; Accipitridae. The transcript is spliced from 8 exons. Gene Ontology annotation, biological process: maintenance of gastrointestinal epithelium; epithelial cell morphogenesis. Bases 511 to 1614 code for a protein of 367 amino acids.